GGAGGCGGUGGCCGCCGUGGCGAUGCCGGCGACAGCGGUGCCUGCUGCCCCCCGAGGACAGUCCCCUGUGGCAGUACCUGCUGAGCCGCUCCGUGCGGGAGCACCCGGCGCUGCGCAGUCUGCGGCUGCUGACCCUGGAGCAGCCGCAGGGGGACUCCAUGCUGACCUGUGAGCAGGCGCAGCUGCUGGCCAACCUGGCGCGGCUCGUCAAGGCCCAGAAGGCGCUGGACCUGGGCACCUUCACGGGCUACUGCGCCCUGGCGCUCGCGCUGGCGCUGCCCCCCGCCGGGCGCGUGGUGACCUGCGAGGUGGACGCGGGGCCCCCGGCGCUGGGGCGGCCCCUGUGGCAACAGGCCGAAGCCGAGCCCAAGAUCGACCUGCGGCUGCGGCCCGCGCUGGAGACCCUGGACGGGCUCCUGGCGGCGGGCGAGGCCGGCACCUUCGACGUGGCGGUGGUGGACGCGGACAAGGAGAACUGCGCCGCCUACUACGAGCGGUGUCUGCAGCUGCUGCGGCCCGGAGGCGUCCUCGCCAUCCCCCGAGUCCUGUGGCAGGGAAAGGUGCUGCAGCCGCAGAAAGGCAACAAGGAGGCCGAGAGUGUGCGAAGUCUGAACGAGCGCAUCCGGAGAGACGCCAGGGUCCACAUCAGCCUCCUGCCCCUCGGCGAUGGCCUCACCUUGGCCUUCAAAAUCUAGGGCUCAAUAAAAUGAGACUGGGGCCCACGACCUCCAGAGCCUCC
This is a messenger RNA of Chinchilla lanigera (long-tailed chinchilla), 739 nucleotides long. RefSeq names its product catechol-O-methyltransferase domain containing 1 (gene Comtd1). Gene Ontology annotation, molecular function: S-adenosylmethionine-dependent methyltransferase activity; O-methyltransferase activity. The record is from RefSeq and is a predicted model, not a curated record. Lineage: Eukaryota; Metazoa; Chordata; Mammalia; Rodentia; Chinchillidae.